AACGAGUCCGUGCUGUGAAAAAAGAGAAGAUAUCUCACUCGGUUUAAACUUUGUUGAACCAGAAUCCUUGAACCAAACUGAACGCUCAUUGGUUCCUGUUUACCAAACCCGUCUCUGAUUGGUCAGCUGGGUUUCCUCAACUGAGUGUGUCAUUUUUAGCGAGACCCAGCACUCUCCGUUUUUUGUUUUUUACUCAUAAAAAUUCCAGCUAGUGUGAAAAUGGCAGAAAUAUCGGAGUGCAAGUUUUAUUUUAAUCCUCUUCCUGCUAAAAAGUUUUCAUUUCUACAGGACAAAGAAACACUGGCGCUGUUAAUGAAAUGGUCCAUGCUCGGCAGGAUUUCAGCCCAGACCUUCAGUUUCGACCAUAAUUUCCUGCAUUACAACAGUGAAAAGUUUGCUCUGGACUUUUUCAAGGAUCCGGUGGUGGUUUUCGGUCUGAAACACUUGGUGUCUGGAGUUUGGGUACCUCUUGAUAAACCUGUGGUAUCUGUGCAUGUGGAGCCCGUGCCAUGUUCCAGGGUCUCCACAGAUCUGUUUGAUCCGCUCUACACUUGUGGCAUCCUGAGGCCAUCGGGACUCGUGGUGAAAUGCCUCCACGAGGUUCACCAGGACUAUGAUAAACUCCGACAGAUGUUAAAGGAAAAAGAAUUCUGUGUAGUUGGACGUGAGGACAGAGCAGAGUUUCUCUUUUGCCUCUUCAAACACCUCUGUCUGGGAGGAGAGCUUUGUCAAUACGAGGACUCCGUUGAUCCUUACAUAAGAACCACAAAGAAGAUAUACAGAGACCUGAUCAGUGUGCAGAAAGAUCCGGAGACAAAGAAGAUCAGUGUUGUCUCCAAAGUCUUCAGAGUGUGGGUCUAUGAUGAGUCUGGUCGAUGUUUCCCUGCAACGCCAGAGGAGGAUCAAACAUUUGCUUACAUGAUCGUCGACCCUCAGAAACGACACGUCACUUUGUUCUGCCACUUCUACGGAAUAGGAAACUUCACGUUUUAAGGAAUUGUCCUGUUGCUUCAUGGAGAAAUGGAAAAUGAUUCUGAUGUGAGCAGCUAAAAACAAUUCAGUUGGGUUACAGAAAGGGUCAAAAUUUCUAUUUUUCUUUUAAAAGUCAGUUUAGAAAGUUUUAAUUGAAUUAGCUCCAGUCAUGUGUUUUUAGAAAGAACAGAAGUCAAGUGUAAUUCUGCACAUAAUAGCUAGUUUCUUUGGCAACAAGCCACAGUCAACAAACAACACAAUGCAGCAUUUACAGUCGAAAUAACUUUAUUGAAACAAAUAAAUUAAUAAUUUAGUCGUGA
This is a messenger RNA of Oryzias latipes (Japanese medaka), 1292 nucleotides long. It is a transcript of the gene cfap300, whose product is annotated as cilia and flagella associated protein 300. Lineage: Eukaryota; Metazoa; Chordata; Actinopteri; Beloniformes; Adrianichthyidae. The record is from RefSeq and is a predicted model, not a curated record.